Molecule: messenger RNA, 2917 nt
Organism: Neoarius graeffei (lesser salmon catfish)
Lineage: Eukaryota; Metazoa; Chordata; Actinopteri; Siluriformes; Ariidae
Gene: tmem184a
Product: transmembrane protein 184a
Exons: 10
Coding region: 385-1653 (422 amino acids)
Biological process (GO): transport
Cellular component (GO): early endosome membrane
Molecular function (GO): transporter activity
Source: RefSeq, a predicted model, not a curated record
GUCACGUGAUCCGGCACCGCGCGCAGGUUUAGUCCCUGGUUGCUUGGAGCGCCUGUGAGAAAGUUUCCGGAGGUUUUGAAUCAGGAGGAAAACUCGCUUUAUUUCUUUUAGUUCUGGUUUACAGCGCAAUACCGAGCUAAAGUGUUUUAUAAACUCGAGUCGUGUGUGUGUGUGUGUGUGUGUGUUUAACUCACCUGUCGACUAGAACGAGGAAGUGCGUCUGUCAAUUGAAGUCAUUUCCGCCAAUGGCAACUUUGAACGCCUCACUUCUGUUCACUCUCAUCCUGACGCCUUUAAUCCCUCACAGCUGGGAUAGCGCGCUUUAAAGAAGGAAAAGCAGAAAGAGGGAAACAUAUUCGAAGUGACUGAGGUCUUCUGGUGAAGAUGGAUGAAUUGUUGGACUCUGCUAACAGUACUUUGAGGAUGGAUUCCAGCAACAGCACGAGCGAUUCAGCCUCUCGGUCUUCUUCACUGUUGCUGUCAAACUUUUCUAACAGGUCUAACAUGACCGUAGUCAUAUCUGAGAACGGGACUCUGGUGGAGGAUGAGAUCUUUCUUACCACUGUUGCUGCUCGGGCUCUCUCAGGGAUAUUUGUUUGGUCUGCACUCCUUAUCACGUGUCACCAGAUCUACUCGCACCUGAGGUCGUAUACAGUGCCAAACGAGCAGCGUUACAUCAUCCGCAUCCUCUUUAUCGUGCCUAUUUAUGCCUUUGACUCCUGGCUUAGCCUCCUCUUAAUCAGCAACGACCAGUACUAUGUCUACUUUGACUCCGUCCGUGACUGCUAUGAAGCUUUUGUAAUCUACAACUUCUUAAGCCUGUCGUUUGAGUACCUGGGAGGCGAGAGCGCCAUCAUGGCUGAAAUACGAGGAAAACCGAUUCCGUCAAACUGCAUAUAUGGCACCUGCUGUCUGGCUGGAAUGAGUUACUCGAUUGGCUUUUUAAGAUUCUGCAAACAGGCCACGCUUCAGUUCUGCGUGGUGAAACCCAUCAUGGCCAUCAUUACCAUCUUUCUACAAGCCUUUGGCAAAUAUCAUGAUGGAGAUUUUAACGUGAAUGGAGGCUACCUCUACAUUACGAUCAUCUACAACGUCUCUGUGAGUCUGUCCCUCUACGCUCUGUUCCUCUUCUACUCUGCUACCAGUGACCUUCUGAGGCCCUUUGAACCUGUACUCAAGUUCCUGACUAUCAAAUCGGUCAUCUUCCUGUCCUUCUGGCAAGGCAUGAUCCUGGCCAUCCUGGAGCGUUGUGGUGUGAUCCCAGAAGCACUACUUAUAGACGGGCACGAGGUGGGCGCAGGGACAGUGGCGGCCGGCUGGCAGAAUUUCAUCACUUGCAUCGAAAUGUUCUUUGCUGCUAUUGCACUCCGUUAUGCCUUCACGUACGACGUAUACCAGGAGAAGAAGAGCCAAGCUCCAGAUAAUGUCGCCCCCAUGCACAGCAUCUCGAGCGGACUGAAAGAGACCAUUAACCCCGGAGACAUGGUGCAAGACGCCAUCCAUAACUUCUCUCCAGCCUACCAGCAGUACACACAGCAGUCCACUCAGGAGGUGGUGCAGCCAAGCCAGAACAGCAAGCCAGGCCUCACUGUCAGCAAGAACCCGAAGAAGUCGGACAAAAUCACCCUGAUCGACACGGACGAUGAUUUCUAACGAGCAGCAUGCCAUAAGUGUAAAGGAUGUGUUCAGGAAGCUCACACUGGCUGGAGCCAUCAUUUCACAAAGCACCUCUUUUUGAAGUAUUUGCUCAGCGGCCCUCGACUCCAGGUCUCCUGAAGCACAGAAGCACGUCUCCGAGAUGCCGUGGUGUUGGAGCGCGACACUUCAAACUGUUUACCCAGGUUCUCUGAAACCCUUCAUAUCUCCUGCAUCAAGGACACAAUGAAUGAACGGCUUAAAAGCUUCUCUCUCCUGCUGCGGGAAGCGUUGCCAUUUUUCCUACCUUGCGCUCUGAAGUAUCUUUUUAAUCCUAUCUGAACAAUUCCGUAGUCUUCUAGAAGGAAGCUGUGUUUUUAAUUGUAAAUAAUUUGUAUAGAAAUAUUUAGUUGGACAGGUGAUGAGGGGAAAUGGAAAGGUUAAUAUAAUUAUUAUUGUAAAGGAAUUGUAUUGAAUUACUUAUCUACUGGUGUUGCUUCAGGUUUUUUCACAGAUAUUUUUAAAUCCUUUUAAAAAAAAAAAACUGUUCAGCUUUCUCUCUCUCUCUCUCUCUCUCUCUCUCUCAGAGCAGUAUACUGAGUGACCAAAUCUUGAAGUGAUUCAUAUUACGAGUUGGUCACAGCUGCACCAUUUAUACAGGACGAGCGAUCGGGGUGAGUUUCCUAAAAGCAUCGCAGCACAAAGAUCAUCAUUAAAUGGUAGACAGCGAAGACACACUCCUAGUUAAGAUGCGCUUAGCAUUAAGAGGCUUUUGGGAAACUCAGCCCAGUGUGUUUUAAGCUAUAAAGGUGAUCUUUUCUUAUACACCCUGUUUGUAAAGUAUUUGGACUGCUUCUUGUAAUGUUUUACCUGGACUUAUUACAUACAGAACAUGUAUAACAUUUUAAAUGAAGUUAUGCUGCUGUUGAUCGUUUCCGAAAUUCACAUAAAAGGUGAUUUGUGAACUAAAAUGAAUGAAAGUGAGGGAUAGAUCAUAAAGGUGCACGUUUUUUUGUUUUUGUUUGACCUUUUUCCUCCAUCAUGAUGUCUGUUAUUACCAUCUUGUGUUAAAUCACCAUCAUGGACACUUGUGAAAUGAAGCUUUAUUUUAAAAGUACAAAAUGGACACUGCAUACUAUGUACAGGAAUAAUUUACUUUCUUAUAUUCAGCCAGAGUGUGUGGGGGGGGGAGAGCACAAGUUUAUUUGUACAUGAGAUUAGUUAGACAAUGUAAAUACAAUAAUUUAGAGGUUGAAAAAAAUAAAAUCAAAAUAAAUAUCAA